Messenger RNA from Pongo pygmaeus (Bornean orangutan), 4467 nucleotides. RefSeq names its product CLIC family member 6 (gene CLIC6). The transcript is spliced from 6 exons. NCBI's taxonomy places the organism in Eukaryota, Metazoa, Chordata, Mammalia, Primates, Hominidae. The coding region runs from base 380 to 2527 and encodes 715 amino acids. The record is from RefSeq and is a predicted model, not a curated record. Gene Ontology annotation, molecular function: D2 dopamine receptor binding; D3 dopamine receptor binding; D4 dopamine receptor binding.
ACAGCGGGCCGGGCACUUCCAAAGGUGCAGGAGCGAAGCAGCCCUCUCCAGCUUUGCACUGCACCUCCGCGGCCCGCGGGCGAGAUUGGGGUCCCGGUGGGGAGCAGACGCGCAAUCGGGGAGAAGCUCCAGCGGUGGAGGAAGAGUCCAGAGAGCUUCAGCUGGGCAGAAGGGGCGCAGAGGCUUGGGGCCAAGCGGAGUUUGCCCUGCGGGUCCUGCGCGAGGCCCCAGUACCCCGGCUAAAUCUUUACCGCAGGAUCCCUGAGCCGGCGUCCUUCAAGGAGCACAGAGGGCCCCGCAGCACGCCCCUUGCCCAGCGCCACCGACCCCUAAGCAGCGUCAAGGAAGGAGUCCCGAUCAAGGACAGGGAUCUGCAGCCAUGGCCGAGGCCGCGGAGCCGGAGGGGGUUGCCCCGGGUCCCCAGGGGCCGCCGGAGGUCCCCGCGCCUCUGGCUGAGAGACCCGGAGAGCCAGGAGCCGCGGGCGGGGAGGCAGAAGGGCCGGAGGGGAGCGAGGGCGCAGAGGAGGCGCCGAGGGGCGCCGCUGUGAAGGAGGCGGGAGGCGGCGGGCCGGACAGGGGCCCGGAGGCCGAGGCGCGGGGCACGAGGGGGGCGCAAGGCGAGACUGAGGCCGAGGAGGGAGCCCCGGAGGGUGCCGAGGUGCCCCAGGGAGGGGAGGAGACAAGCGGCGCGCAGCAGGUGGAAGGGGCGAGCCCGGGACGCGGCGCGCAGGGCGAGCCCCGCGGGGAGGCUCAGAGGGAGCCCGAGGACUCUGCGGCCCCCGAGAGGCAGCAGGAGGCGGAGCAGAAGCCUGAGGCCCCGGAAGGCAGCGCGCCCGGGGCGGCGGGGGACAGCGUAGACGCGGAGGGCCCGCUGGGGGACAACAUAGAAGCCGAGGAGCCGGCGGGCGACAGCGUAGACGCGGAGGGCCGGGUGGGGGACAGCGUAGACGCGGAGGGCCCGGCGGCGGACUGCGUAGACGCGGAGGGCCGGGCGGGGGACAGCGUAGACGCGGAGGGCCCGGCGGGGGACAGCGUAGACGCGGAGGGCCCGGCGGGGGACAGCGUAGACGCGGAGGGCCGGGCGGGGGACAGCGUAGACGCGGAGGGCCCGGCGGGGGACAGCGUAGACGCGGAGGGCCCGGCGGGGGACAGCGUAGACGCGGAGGGCCCGGCGGGGGACAGCGUGGACGCGGAGGGCCCGGCGGGGGACAGCGUAGACGCGGAGGGCCCGGCGGGGGACAGCGUAGACGCGGAGGGCCGGGCGGGGGACAGCGUAGACGCGGAGGGCCGGGCGGGGGACAGCAUGGACGCCGAGGGUCCGGCAGGAAGGGCGCGCCGGGUCUCGGGUGAGCCGCAGGAAGCAGGGGACCGCAGCGUCUCGCCCCAGGCCGAGGCAAUUGAGGUCGCAGCCGGGGAGAGCGCGGGGCGCAGCCCGGGUGAGCUCGCCUGGGACGCAGCGGAGGAGGCGGAGGUCCCGGGGGGAAAGGGGUCCGAGGAAGCGGCCCCCGGGGACGCAAGGGCAGACGCUGGCGAGGACGGGGUAGGGGAUGGGCCACAGCAGGAGUCGGGGGAGGACGACGAGAGACGAGAGCGGAACCCGGAGGGGCCAAGGGAGGAGGCCGCAGCCGGGGGCGAGGAGGAAUCCCCCGACAGCAGCCCACAUGGGGAGGCCUCCAGGGGCGCCGCGGAGCCUGAGGCCCAACUCAGCAACCACCUGGCCGAGGAGGGCCCCGCCGAGGGUGGCGACGAGGCCGCGCGCGUGAACGGCCGCCGGGAGGACGGAGAGGCGUCCGAGCAGCGGGCCCUGGGGCAGGAGCACGACAUCACCCUCUUCGUCAAGGCUGGUUAUGAUGGUGAGAGUAUCGGAAAUUGCCCGUUUUCUCAGCGCCUCUUUAUGAUUCUCUGGCUGAAAGGCGUUAUAUUUAACGUGACCACAGUGGACCUGAAGAGGAAACCCACAGACCUGCAGAACCUGGCUCCCGGAACAAACCCUCCUUUUAUGACUUUUGAUGGUGAAGUCAAGACGGAUGUGAAUAAGAUCGAGGAGUUCUUAGAGGAGAAAUUAGCUCCCCCGAGGUAUCCCAAGCUGGGGACCCAACAUCCCGAAUCUAAUUCCGCAGGAAACGACGUGUUUGCCAAAUUCUCGGCGUUUAUAAAAAACACGAAGAAGGAUGCAAAUGAGAUUUAUGAAAAGAACCUGCUGAAGGCCCUGAGGAAGCUGGAUAAUUACUUAAAUAGCCCUCUGCCUGAUGAAGUAGAUGCCUACAGCACCGAGGAUGUCACUGUUUCUGGAAGGAAGUUUCUGGAUGGGGACGAGCUGACGCUGGCUGACUGCAACCUCUUACCCAAGCUCCAUAUCAUUAAGAUUGUGGCCAAGAAGUACAGAGAUUUUGAAUUUCCUUCUGAAAUGACUGGCAUCUGGAGAUACUUGAAUAAUGCUUAUGCUAGAGAUGAGUUCACAAAUACAUGUCCAGCUGAUCAAGAGAUUGAACAUGCAUAUUCAGAUGUUGCAAAAAGAAUGAAAUGAAGCUGGGCUGUUUUCUGUCUUUUUUCUCAGUUGAGUGAGAGAGGAUACGAAAACAGUGUGUUCUAUGCAUUUCCCCCAAAUAAGUCCUUCACAAAAUAACACCCAUAGUGGGAUCCACUCAACCCCAAAUGAUGCAUGGCCUUGUAAUUUGUCAACUCACUUGUGUAUCUGAAUAUACCAGUAUCUGUUGUUAGACACACCAAUUGUCCAGUUAAUUUAUAUCUGUGGCAUUCACUGACAUUGGAAUCGAUGAUAUUUAGGGCACGUGUUUUUCAUUUUAAGUUUGAAAACAAAUUACGUUUGGGUUCAAUUCCUUCAAUUUUUAAAAAACUGGUCUCUGAGAGUUUUUUAAAAUCAUUGAGAGCGUGUUUUUCUUCUCUAAAACAUUAAUUUUCUUCAAAAUGAAAAUACUGCUUUGUAAUUACAAAAUGAGACACACCUAUCUUGAUAUUUUAAAGCAAUAUCAGAGGGUGUAAAGAAGGACAUUUUAACAAUCACUUUCAAUUUUACUCCACUUAAUUACUGAAAACUUACUGGAGAACAUCUUCCAAAUCUUCAAUAUCUUGCUCUCUCUCUGUCUGUCUCACACACACACACACACACACACACAAUUUCAUUCAUAUAUGAUAUUGCAUUAUUUUAUUUUAAAGCACUGGUGAGGGGACCUCUUAGUAAUGCCUGGAUGAUCAUACACAGAGGACUUACACCAUACAAAAAGAUUGGGCAUCGCAGUGCCAGAGAAGAUGCUUGAGGUUAGAUUUUAAGGAGUGGGGAAUUGUGGAGCCCACAGAUGCACACGCAAGGACCAGCAGGAACCAGAAGCCCUGGGUCACCCCCACUCUGCCUCAUUUCUGCCUCCAGGAUGCCACUGCCUCUGUUUCCAGGAAAGGCAAGGGGGAGGGUGCUUAUCCAUGUCUCUGGUUCCAGCUUCCUGUCCUUGCUCCCUCCCCUCUUUUAGAGACUGUGCCUUCAGCAGGACUCUUAAUAUCUGCUGCAACUUGGAGAACCUCCCUGCCCUGAAAUGUGAACCAAGCACACUUUGGUUCCUUCUCCUGGCGGCUCUCUCUGAGACCCAAGGCUGCAGUCCCUCAGUGCUGGUGGGAUCGUGUGAGGCUAGCAUGGUCACUGAUGCUUCUCUGCCCUUCAUUGUCUCAUCUAGACAUCAAGCAGGGAAAAUCCAGAGAGAUUAAAUUCAUGGUGACAAGUCCUGGGAAGUUCUGGUAAACGGUCCAGUUAGGGAGGAAGUAGAAACUAUUGACUCAAAAGAGUUUCUGGUUGAUCUGUGGCUUUGCCUCCACCAUCCCUAACCAACCCUCAACACAGCUUUGUGUGUGGGCUGAAUGCUGGCCUUAACCCCAGGCGUGGAAGAGAAAAUGUGAGGUUGUUUAGAUACUCAUCAGGACCUCACAGGAGCUGAGCCUUAUCAGCCAGAAUGUGUUCCUCGGACAGUCGCACACAUCUUACAGAAAACCCUCCUUGUAGAGUUGGUUGUGGUAUGUGUUUGAUGCUAUAAAGCUCAUUUUUAAUGUGUACACCUGCUCUAGGGGCGAUUCGUUUGAAAGAGAGUAAGAUGCAUUACCAGAAACUAUCCUGGGAUUAGGUGAAAAAUGUCUAGCAAAAGAAACAAAGCUUUAAUAGGGUGGCCUCUUUCUCUCCUCGAUUAUGACUGCUGCAGUUUUACCCCAGCAGUCGGCUGUCUUUGUCAACCAUACGUUUUUGGAGGUUGUGUCUAGCACGUGUCACCCUUGUCCACGUUGUUUCACAUCUGGUUAGGGGGCAGAUUUUAAAAUGUAGUUUUGUAAUGUUACAUUUAAGCGUGAUAAAUGAUUAGACCACCAGAUGUUGCUAGUGCUAACUUUGUAUUCUUAGACAUUAAAAUGAUUGACAUAAACUCUUUGUGCCUUGAAAAUGAAACAAAUUAUUAAAAUGUUUAAAGGGAA